CUCAUCAUCUCGCCAAUCUUCUGUUGAUUCAUUGGAUUUUUCACAUUCUUUUGCAUUGUAUGGGAACGAGUAUGAUGCUUCCAUGGAUCCUGAAUUUCAUGCAAGACUUGCAGCUGACGAAGAUAAACGAAGACGGAAUACAGCAGCAUCCGCCAGAUUUCGUGUAAAAAAGAAGCUUCGUGAACAAACCCUUGAAAAAACUGCAAAAGAUAUGACUGCCAAGGCUGAAGCGCUUGAAGGCAGAGUUAAGGAAUUAGAAUUAGAAAUUAAGUGGUUAAGAAGCUUGAUUGUUGAAAAAGAUUCCAAGCUGCUAGAGGUUGAACGCCCAAAGAAACAAUCAAAAAAGGAUGAGGAGGACAAAUGUGAUGCUGAAGAGCUUGAAGACGAACAACCUCAAGAAUCAAUAUCGAACGAUCAAACAGCUCAAGAAGCUCCGAAUUAA
Ambispora leptoticha is the source of this 442-nucleotide messenger RNA. NCBI's taxonomy places the organism in Eukaryota, Fungi, Glomeromycota, Glomeromycetes, Archaeosporales, Ambisporaceae. The record is from the annotation of a GenBank genome assembly.